This is a messenger RNA of Aphanomyces invadans, 1989 nucleotides long. RefSeq lists its product as hypothetical. The record is from RefSeq and is a predicted model, not a curated record. The transcript is spliced from 11 exons. Gene Ontology annotation, cellular component: cytosol; nucleus. Gene Ontology annotation, biological process: protein deglycosylation; glycoprotein catabolic process; protein quality control for misfolded or incompletely synthesized proteins. Gene Ontology annotation, molecular function: peptide-N4-(N-acetyl-beta-glucosaminyl)asparagine amidase activity. NCBI's taxonomy places the organism in Eukaryota, Oomycota, Saprolegniomycetes, Saprolegniales, Verrucalvaceae. Bases 1 to 1989 code for a protein of 662 amino acids.
AUGACGCACAUUGCGGUCGUGUUCGCCGACACCGAGUAUGACGUGGAAGUCGACGUCAAUGACACUGCGGCGGUCUUGUCGUUUCAAUUGUAUUCGCUGCUUGGUGUGUACGUGGAGUCGCAGGUUCUCGUGACGUCGACGGGCCGCAAGGUCGCGAUGGAUGACACGAUCGCAUCGAUUUCGAAACCCAUCCCAUGGUUGCUUCUUGUCGACUCCGCAGCUCCCUCUUCGUCGUUCAGUCCCGCCACGGAUUCGGAUUGGAGAGACUCGUGCACUCGACUUGUCGCUCCUUCCAUCCCCCUCGUCCAGGCGGCGUUCGACUUCAACGGAUCGCCAAUAUGCCAAUCAUGCGCAACGACUUGCGCGCUCGCUUCGGGAUCCCUUGUCCCUGCAGUUUCGAACUCGGCCGAAACGAGAGAUCGCCUUCGGCAAUCGUUUAUCUGCGACCUCGACGUCGUCGUCGGCGCUGCGGACGUUCCGCCCCCGAUGGGAUUUACCAAGCUCAACGCAGACUUGAACCACACAGCGUCGGGACCGUUUGUUUUUCUAUGCUACAAGCGAGGCGGAAGCCGUCUGCCGAUCUCGCAUGUAAAGCUCAUCCACGGCGAAGCACCUCCACUCGUUGAAGGCUACACUGUGCUUCCAGUCAACUUGAACCACGGGACUAAGAGCAAUACCGGCAUUUACUUGUGCUUUCAACGGCUUGCGGGGGAAGACUGGCGGCAGCUGUCCGGGCUGGCAUUGCAGGAGCUGGACGUAUCUUCUUCACGAGUUGGCGGGAAUGGCUUUGUCCGGUCGCAAGUGGAUGUGAAUGAAGGCAACGUCGGGGCGACGCCGCUCUUCCUGCGCUACAAGGUGAAUCCUGUUGCUGGAUUUAUCUGCGGGUCACAUGGCGAGUGCUUGUUUGAGCCGCGAAUUGCUGGCACGUCGUCGUCGAGGUCGUGGCCGCAAUUGUCGGCCCACCAGGUCCAUGCUGCGCAAGUGAUGGAUGGUUUGGUGCGCGACAAGUGGAAUACCGAAGCUGCGCGACAUUUUGAGCAACAAGAAGCCCAGCUCAAGCAAAUGCUCGCAGGACAGUUGCAAAACAUGCUCAAGUACGAGCGACAGGAUUACCAGGCAAGCGCGUUGGCUACGAUUCCGUUGGCUUUGCUCCACGACCUGCUGCGGCAGCUGAUUCGAUGGUUUAAGCACGAGUUCUUCUCGUGGAUGAAUUCUCCGGCGUGCCAAGUGUGCGGCGCCGGCACGCAAAACGUUCGCCAAGAUGGCCCGGUGACCCCCGAAGAGAUUGCAGGGGGGGCUGGCCGUGUCGAAGUCUACCAGUGCACGUCUUGCCGCGCGUUGACGCGAUUUCCUCGAUACAACGACCCGACCAAGCUGCUGCAAACGCGAACGGGACGGUGCGGCGAGUGGGCCAACUGCUUUACUCUGUGCUGUCGGGCAUUGGGAUAUGAAGCGCGCUACGUUCAUGACUUUACGGACCACGUGUGGACAGAAGUGUACAGCUCGCACCAUGGGAGAUGGCUCCAUUGCGACCCGUGCGAGGACCAGCUCGACUGCCCGCUCACGUACGAAGUCGGGUGGGGCAAGAAGCUCAACUACAUCUUUGCCACGUCGGUGGAUGAAAUCGUGGACGUUGCGCGGCGAUACACGCGGGAUUUUGAAGCGUUGCUGGACCGACGGACAAAGGCAAGAGAGCCACAACUCGCCCGCAUCUUGAAGGAACUGAACGCGACCAAAACCCACACACCAGCGAAAAAACAGAUCUUGGCAGCACGUGCUGCAGCGGAGGAACGCGAGCUGGCCGCCACGAAGCAAGUCAAGGCCCACGAAACAGUCGGACGUGUGUCGGGGUCCAAGGAGUGGCGAGAUGCCCGCAAUGAAUCGGGCUAUGCGAGUGCUGCUGACGCGGCCGUGGCCACCACUACCAUGGCUGGUAUUGCGCCGUCGUCAACCUCUGCCAUGGAUGUGAACCAACUCUUGCGCAGGUAA